GAGAGAGAGAGAGAGAGAGAGAGAGCAUGGGUUUGGGCAGGGCUGUGGUUACCCAACAUAAGCUUGCCUUUUCCUUCGGUGACUACACCCCGGGAGGAGGAGCGUAGCGCGCGGCGUAGUAGGCGUCAGGAGCCUCAAUUUCCAACUUAGCAUCUUGGCAGGACAUUUUUCCCAGGCAAAAGCCCCCGUCCGACGGGAAAAAAAAACAACUUCUGCACGGGCAUGAGAGCGACGGUGCCACUCAGAUAAGGGAGCACCAGAAGAAAAAAAAAAAGAAAAGAAAGAAAAGACAAAAACCAAAACGAGACAAAAAAAAUCCGACGGGCAGUGGCUGUCUGGCAGCGACCAGAAAUAAUCCAUCCCACAAAAUCAUCAUAGCCGAGUUUUAUUUGGUCACUUUCACUUCUUUCUUUUUUUUUUUCAUUGUCAUUUAGCGACAGACGGCGGGUCUGCACGCGCGCGGCUCUAUGCGCUCCUCCGACAGCGGCGCAUGAGAACAUAAGCGGAGGGGGAAAAGUGCGCAAGUUAAGUGGCUUGUUCUCUCCGGCUCUUCAGCAUGGCGUAUCCUCAGGGCUACUUGUACCAGCCGUCCGCCUCCCUGGCGCUGUACUCGUGCCCCGCGUACAGCGCCGGCGUUCUCUCCGGACCCCGCACCGAGGAGCUCGGGAGAUCCUCCUCGGGAUCCGCGUUUGCGCCCUACGCCGGAUCCACCGCGUUCACCGGCGGCUCGCCGGGCUACAGCUCCCACUUGCCGUACAGCGCGGACGCGGCGGCGGCGGCGGCCACAUUCACCUCGUACGUGGUGAGUAAGCUCAAGAGUUCUCCGUAUGACCACACCACGGGUAUGGCCGGUUCGAUAGGAUACCACCCUUACGCAGCGCCCUUGGGCACCUACCCUUAUGGCGACCCGGCGUACCGUAAGAACGCGACCCGGGACGCCACGGCCACCCUGAAGGCCUGGCUCAGCGAGCACCGCAAGAACCCCUACCCCACCAAGGGCGAGAAGAUCAUGCUGGCCAUCAUCACCAAAAUGACGCUCACCCAGGUGUCCACCUGGUUCGCCAACGCGCGCAGGAGGCUAAAGAAGGAGAACAAGAUGACCUGGACCCCCCGGAACCGGAGCGAGGACGAGGAGGAGGACGAGAAUAUCGACCUGGAGAAAAAUGACGACGACGAGCCGAGCAAGCCCACGGACAGGGGGGAGUCCACAGACACAGAAGCAGAUCAUAAACUGCUCAACCCAGGGGACGUGGGCUGUGACAGAUUUAAAGAGGAGAGCCACGGCAAAGACACGGAUCCCCUCCUGAGCGACUCGGAGUUAAAAGAGCAGGAGGAGCGGACUACAGACUCGCUGCCAGACUCCACCAAGCCCACCACUUCGUCUCCCUCGACGGUGCCCCGGGGGAGCCAGGGCGUUGCGCAACAAGACAAGCCGUCCGAUCUGAGCCACGCACCGGGUGCGGUGACCAGCAACGUGACGUCUGUUAUCCACUCGCCCCCCUCGGCCCCUAAGCCCAAACUCUGGUCCCUCGCGGAGAUCGCCACGUCCUCGGACAGGUGUAAAAGCAGCGGCGAGGCGCCGCAGGCUUGUCCCGGCCUGGGCCAGAGCGCGGUCAUGGGCACCAGCGCGUCCCCGUCGCGGUCCUCCCCCCAGUGCCCGCUCCCCAACAGCACGGUCCUGUCCAGGCCGCUGUACUACACCUCCCCCUUCUACCCAGGCUACACGAACUAUGGUGGCAGCUUCGGACACCUCCACAGUAACCACGGCUCGGUCACCACGGGCUCCACGGCACAUUUCAAUGGAUUAAACCAGACUGUGUUAAAUAGAGCAGAGGCUUUGGUAAGGGAGAGCCAGAAAGUCAGAGGCCAAACGCAGGUAGAUCUUUGUAAAGACUCCCCUUAUGAACUAAAGAAAGGUAUGUCAAACAUUUAAUAUCUGAUUCCUUUUUCCCCCAACUCACUCGGACUUUUAUUUAUUUUUUUGUGGUUGCAUUAAAAAAAAAAGAAGAAGAAGAAAAGAGAAUGCGACGAAGCGAAUUCUAAGAACAGUUAUUUUCUGAGCAAAUGCUUAUUCUGAAAUUCUUAGUUUCUGGACGGUUCAAUCCGAAAGUGUAACGAGAACGGUCUUAAUCGCUGCAGCCGCCUGAGUCUAUUUGUAUUAAAGACUAACAUGUAUAUUUAAUGUAGCAUUUUUGUAUUUAAAAAUGGACAACACACUAUCUUUGAAGUAAAUUAUGGAGAAAAAAAUAUA
Molecule: messenger RNA, 2251 nt
Organism: Scophthalmus maximus (turbot)
Lineage: Eukaryota; Metazoa; Chordata; Actinopteri; Pleuronectiformes; Scophthalmidae
Gene: irx5a
Product: iroquois homeobox 5a
Exons: 3
Coding region: 557-1933 (458 amino acids)
Biological process (GO): neuron differentiation; regulation of transcription by RNA polymerase II; cell development
Cellular component (GO): nucleus
Molecular function (GO): RNA polymerase II cis-regulatory region sequence-specific DNA binding; DNA-binding transcription factor activity, RNA polymerase II-specific
Source: RefSeq, a predicted model, not a curated record